Molecule: messenger RNA, 1068 nt
Organism: Alnus glutinosa
Lineage: Eukaryota; Viridiplantae; Streptophyta; Magnoliopsida; Fagales; Betulaceae
Product: receptor-like protein EIX2
Exons: 1
Coding region: 51-932 (293 amino acids)
Molecular function (GO): protein binding
Source: RefSeq, a predicted model, not a curated record
GCACAAGCCUACCUAAUUUGCAGGUGCUUCGCCUAACAUCAAACUUGUUCAUGGGCCGCAUGCCGUUGCAAUUAUGUCAUCUAACAUCUCUUCAAAUCUUGGACCUCUCUCACAAUAGUAUUACAGGGACUAUACCAAAAUGCCUUAAUAACUUCACUGUGAUGGCUCAACAAAAGAGUUCAUAUGUAAGCAUCAGCACUGAUUAUUCAGAUUAUUAUUCGUACCACUAUUAUGAACCCACUUAUGUAAACAAUUUAUUGGUGAGUUUCAGAGGAAAAUAUCUCGAAUAUAGUAAAACUCUUGGACUAGUAAAAGUCAUCGAUCUUUCGAGCAACAAAUUGAAAGGAGAAAUUCCAAAAGGAAUAACAAGUCUCUCAGGAUUGAUUGCGUUGAACCUGUCUAGGAAUUUGUUGACUGGCAUCAUCCCACAGAAUAUUGGCCACAUGGAGAGUUUGGAGUCUUUGGACUUGUCGAGAAAUCACCUUUCCGGCAUAAUUGCCCCAAGCUUGGCUAAUAUAAGCUUUUUGAGCUAUUUGAAUUUGUCAAACAACAACUUGUCAGGUAGAAUCCCAACAGGAACCCAGCUCCAGACCUUCAAUGCUUCUGCAUAUAUAGGUAAUCCAUAUCUUUGUGGUUUGUCUCUUCUAAAAAAGUGUGUGGGAGAUGAAGCAGCUCGAGGUCCUCAAACUGGUAGCAAACAAGGAGAAGGAAAUAUUCAAGAACAUGCAAACUCCCGCGAACAUCUAUGGUUUUAUGCUAGCAUUGCACUUGGAUUCAUCUUUGGAUUUUGGGGUGUUUGUGGAACGUUGCUAUUGAAAAAUUCUUGGAGGCAUGCUUAUUUCCGGUACCUAGAGAGAAUAGGAGAUUGGAUCUCGGUAACAACAGCUGUUAGCAUGGCCAAAUUACUUGGAAACUUCAAGACUCGGUGCUAAACAAAAAGACUUUUAGACAAAGGUUGAAAUGUUGUUGUCAAUAAUUGCCCUUUCUUUCAAAUAAUUCAUGCUUGUAGUUUCGUUGCCACUUGUCAGUUGUCCUCCGUAAAUUGUAAUGGUUUGAAGCUAAUAAACU